AGCAGUGUGGUUCACAGCCAUCUAGUGAGCCAUGGUAGCAAGUUCGUUUGCAAAUGCAACCAACUUGGAUGUGCUGGAGUCAAAGACCUCUGCAGAUGUGAAUAGAGAAGAGGAGGUCUAUGCUGUGAAGGAAUCCCCACCCGGGCAGGCCAGCUAUUCGCUGCAAAGUUACGAGGACCUUUUUCCAGGGUUUCCUCUGCCAGCGGAUCAACCUGGGCAGCCUGGGUUUGCAGAGGAUGCUCCUCCUGAACUGAUUCGAGCCAUGAAAACAAACGAUGGCGAAACCAGCGUCCUUUGUGGAGCAUCCCUGGGAGACAAUCGAAUCAGCUGCGGAGUACACUUGUUUGACGACCCUAAAAGUGGUGCUCCAUAUGUUGUGCCCCUUCAAGACACGGGUCGAGCAUUGAAGGCGGUGAUUCCUCAGGAAGUUGGAGGUGCCGAGGAUAUGGCUGAGGACACAGGUGAGUCCAUAACUUCCCUCCAAUCCUCAGGAGCCUUCUCGCUGUUUGUACCCGGUGGGCCUCAAGGCAAAGAGACGACUUCAGAGUCCGGUCAGAAGAUGGUCGAAGGUUCAUGGACCGGAGGAACAUUUGAAAGGCUUUCCUCUUUCUUUAAGGGGGAGUUUGUCCGGGAUUGUCAGCAAAAAGCUUUUUGCUGAGUCAUUGAGUGUAAAAGCUUCAGUCUCCCAUAAUUGUGAGAGGCAGCGCGCCUGUGCAUUUCUGAGUGCAGCAGGAACAUAAAAAAGAUGGCACGUUUUUUGAGUUGCUU
This is a messenger RNA of Durusdinium trenchii, 768 nucleotides long. The record is from the annotation of a GenBank genome assembly. Lineage: Eukaryota; Dinophyceae; Suessiales; Symbiodiniaceae.